AUGAUUUUUUUGAUAAGAAGGGGAAGGAGGCAUUGGGAGACAACCUUGCUGCCGAAACUGGCAGCCAAGACACCUCCAAACUCAGCAUUCAAUAAAGCAGAGGCCAUGAGUUCUCACUCAAAUAAUCCUCAACAUGAGGAACCCCAGGGAAGUGUCAGGGGCGCACCCCAUCUCAAAGUCGAUGUCAUCCCCAUGUGGUGGAGUCAUAUCUGCCCAUUGCAGGCCAACAACCUGGUGUUGUAUCAAUGGCAGGAGGCUCGCUACACCGAUCCCUUCCAAAGACCAGUCGGUACAUCUUGUCCUGCGGGUUGUGGAUACUUUACCACUACCACAACCAUCCUUUACAACCACCACCGUCAGCCAAUCGAGACCAUUUCGGGUAUCAACCAUCUACCAGGUCGUCAUAUCGAUACUCAUAUGUUGUGCUGUCACUGUUGGCACUGGGAGGUGAAUAGAUUGGUGCCGCUUCAAAGUGGUGCAUCUGGAAAGCUGCGGAAAGUAUUGGGGGUAAACUGCUGUGCACACUGCGCAUCUCAUGCAGACUUGCUGAGGAACCAUCAUUGCGAUCAUUGUGUCACGUACAAUAUUUAUGGGGAGAUCAAUCGGUACAUGAAUGUCGGUCGAGACAGGCCUGAGAACUCGGUGAGUUGGAGGCAUGAGAAGGCCGAAAUGGCGGCGAUGUUAGCAGGAGAGGGGUUUUAUAGCGGGUGA
Molecule: messenger RNA, 711 nt
Organism: Podospora anserina S mat+
Lineage: Eukaryota; Fungi; Ascomycota; Sordariomycetes; Sordariales; Podosporaceae
Exons: 2
Coding region: 1-711 (236 amino acids)
Source: RefSeq, a predicted model, not a curated record